AUGUGGAACAAGUUCAAUCGCAACGCCCUACAGGCGUCCAGAGCCAAGCCAAGGCUGACUAUCAUCAAAGCAGGCAGCAUCGAUCUGGCAACUGGCAACUGGCAACUGGCGAUCGCAACCACACCCGCACCACAAUGCUGCACUACUCGUGCUCAUUGUUUGAAGCUUGCUCGCUGGCUUCAGUGUGGCAGACGUGCUUAUAUUGUUGAACUCAGGAACUUCAGCUGUGUAGUUAAUGAUCCUGUGAUUGUUGGAAAUCUAACAUGUAUUAUCCAGAAGAAGCGAUCCAAUCCAUCCGUAUCUACUAGUUUUUUUGUCAAGAAAACUAUGAAGAAGGCUUUUAUUCAGGUAUAUGUGGAUAUCAUAAAAAAGGAUAAGAGCAAAUCAAAUAUAGGACGCGUCCAUCUCGAUGCCUGCAAAUUGUUAGGCUCUUUCUACAAAGAUAGAUAUGGAAUGUUCUUUAAGCGCAUUCUAAUUGCCAGCAACUUCCCCAAAAAAUGUCCGGUUCAGGGCAAUCGGUCUUAUGGAGUCACGAACUAUACAAUCUUAGCGGAUGAGUUUCCCCCGGCAGCGCCUGCAAUGACAUUUCAAGUGCUGAUCAAAAUAUUAAAACCUAAUAACAACUCAAUGGUUGAUGUCAUGCUGGAGGCCGCUUUCAUCUAUUAA
This is a messenger RNA of Drosophila grimshawi, 666 nucleotides long. RefSeq lists its product as uncharacterized. The record is from RefSeq and is a predicted model, not a curated record. Bases 1 to 666 code for a protein of 221 amino acids. The transcript has 3 exons. Lineage: Eukaryota; Metazoa; Arthropoda; Insecta; Diptera; Drosophilidae.